This is a messenger RNA of Etheostoma cragini (Arkansas darter), 743 nucleotides long. RefSeq names its product katanin p80 WD40 repeat-containing subunit B1-like. The transcript has 5 exons. The record is from RefSeq and is a predicted model, not a curated record. Bases 298 to 726 code for a protein of 142 amino acids. Lineage: Eukaryota; Metazoa; Chordata; Actinopteri; Perciformes; Percidae.
ACUUGUUCUAGCUAUUAAGGUGAUGUGUCCCUUUCAUCACCCUGUUGAUGUGACCCCUGUUGGUUCAGGUGUGUGUUCUUCAGCUCGGACGGCAGCUGUCUGUACAGCGGGUCCACAGACUCUCUGCGGAUCUUCGGCUGGGAGCCCGACCGCUGCUUCGACGUGGUGCCGGUGGGCUGGGGGAAGGUCUCGGACCUGGCGGUCUGCAACCAACAGCUGAUCGGAGUGUCUCACCAGCUGUCCAGCGUGUCGUCCUUCGUGGUGGAUCUGAAGCGCGUGAAGAAGAGCGGCGGCUCCAUGAUCCAGGGAAUCAUCCAGGACAACCAGCCGCUCACAGAGCCAAAGGAUCCCAGAGGAGCCGCGCUGCGCAGGAACUACGAGAGACCCACCACCACCUGCAGCUCGCAGAGGGUGAAGCAGAGCUCUGAGGCUGAUAGGCGGAGCCCCGAGGGCGAGAGGCGGAGCCCCAGCGAGGACGAGGCGGACGAGAAGCUGUCGUCGGCUGAAAUCCACAGCGCAGAAGACUUCAAGGAGAUCUUCCAGCCCAAGAACGCCAUCUCGAGAACUCCUCCCAGGAUUUCGGAGCCCUUCCCGGCUCCGCCAGAGGACGACACUGUUUCAGCAGUUGGACGUCAGCUAAAGGACAUUUCUCCUUUCCCUGAAAAGCUGCAGGUCAGUGAACGCAGCAGCUGUCUCUCUCAGACAUUAAUGAGAAACAUGCGUUGAUUCUUUAUGUUAACAUA